GACCCCUCCACUAUGAUUCCACAUGGACAGUCCUCGGCGGGGUAUCUGUAGUUUAACUGGAACUUCUUUUAAAAGUCACAAUCUGUAACUUGCAGUUAUUCCUGAGCUGCUGUACCAAUUUCACUUGACUAUAAUUUGAACAACACAUACAAUGUCGCAAGAUUUCGCGCCUCUAAAGAACGACCUGUUGCUUCGCGCAGCAUGGGGUGGGUUGUCCGCGCCUCAGUUGUGAGAAUCAUGAGAGAGAACUGUGCUGAGACUUGCUGUGUUGCAACUUAGGUCAGACCGUUGAACGCCCUCCUAUGUGGGUGAUGCGACAAGCCGGUCGCUACCUACCGGAGUAUCACGAAGCCAAGGGUAACCGAGACUUCUUCGAAUGCUGCCGCGACCCUGAAGUCGCAACCGAAAUCACCCUCCAGCCUGUCCGCCGAUUCGCAGGUCUCAUCGAUGCCGCCAUCAUCUUCUCCGACAUCCUUGUCAUUCCCCAGGCAAUGGGUAUGACCGUUGAGAUGGUUGAGAAGAAGGGCCCUUACUUCCCGAACCCGCUCCAGAACCCCGACGACGGACAGUACGGCCAGGUGCUCGCUAAGAACGUCGAUGUUGCUGCUGAACUCGGCUACGUGUACGACGCUAUCACACUUACACGCCAGAAGCUUGAGGGACAGGUGCCCUUGAUUGGCUUCUGCGGCGCUCCCUGGACGCUGUUCUGCUACAUGGUCGAGGGUGGUGGCACCAAGCUGUUUGCGCAGGUCAAGACAUGGAUCUACAAGUAUCCUGAGGAGUCGAAGAAGCUUCUGGCCAAGAUUGCCGAUAUCUGCGUGGAUCAUCUGGCACUUCAAGUCAAGGCUGGUGCUCAGCUAGUGAUGGUCUUUGACUCCUGGGCAGGAGAGCUCGGCCCUUCUUCUUACCGUCAAUUCUCCGAGCCCUACUUGAAGCAAAUCGCCGAGAAGCUUCCCGCCAAGCUCCAGAGCCUCGGCUUGGAGAAGGUUCCCAUGACUGUGUUCCCCAAGGGUGCUUGGUACGCACUCGACUCUGCCUGCAACCUGGGUUAUAAUGUGGUUGGCAUGGACUGGUUGCAUGAUCCCAAGGAGGCUGUCAAGAUUCGAGGCGACCGCAACAUUGUGUUCCAGGGCAAUGCUGACCCAGGGGUAUUGUAUGGCACCAAGGAGGCUAUCACCAAGGCCGUGGAGGAGAUGGUAGAAGGCUUCUGGGUCGGAAACAAGGGCUGGAUUGCCAACCUUGGCCACGGAAUUACACCUGGCGUAAACCCUGAUCAUCUCAAGCACUACUUCGAGGAGAUUCACCGUUUGACCAAGAAGAACUAAUGGUCAAAUAUCAGUGUGUGCUGUGUUGAAGGCGUAUUUUGAGAUACCAUGUGUCUAUGCUGGGUUGAACAUCAAAGUAGAUAAGAGAGGGCAUCAGAAAAAGCAUUGUGGAGAAUACCAGUAGACACAAAAAUGUAACAUAGUAAAAUAGCAUGGCCAAGGAACUGAGAAAAAUAACUCUUUGUUUGUAAAUCAUUUAAUUCAUGGGAUGGUAUCUUUACUUUUGCUUUUCCCCCUUUUCACGUAUCCUUUGUCCUGUACGUUGACCCGUCCUUCAUAAGAUUGUCUAGCCAGAACCCCCUGCUUCAGAUUCAAUGUCAAAGGCGCCAAAACACCAAGCUGUACUGUAAAAUAACUAGACCCAAUAGCAGUAGAACAUGAAAUCUCUCAUCUCUAGAAUUGAGCAUGGUGAAACACUUGAAGGUCUCUGAAGUCCUAAGCCUUCUUGCCAAAGAGCCAGUUCUUGCCCUUCUGAGCCAACGACGCGCCAGCAGCAGUAGGUGAGUUGGCAGACUUGGGCUCCUCCUCGUCAGUGAUAGCUUCAUCGUUGCUGGGCUUGCGGGUCAACUCUGUCUCCUUGUCCUUGAAGACGUUGCCCGCGCCACCACGGCCAGCAUGCUGAGCACCAGAUGAGGGGCGUCGAGGGAUACUUUUGUCUCAGGUCAGCAACGAUUCUAAAGAGAACGAUCCCCGAGAUUGAGUGGCAGGAGGGAUGAAAAACUUACGCUUCAACGUCCUGACGCUUGCGGGUUUCGCGAGGGUCAUCGUUCUUGGCCAUGUUGCCUGUACCACCACGACCGGUGGUGACAACAGAGCCCUUGAGGACGGGAGUCUGGAGCUUGCUGGGAUCUGUCUUCUCAGUGUGGGUUGAGUCGGCCAUGUUGCCAGCACCACCUCGACCGUGAGAGGAGAGCAUUGUGACAGGUGUGUGAGUUUUGGAAGAGAAAGUGUUGUUGUCCGUUGAGGGGUAGUUGUUGUGUAGUUGUCGACUAACAACUAAACUAGUGACUGUCCAGGAGUUGUUGAGUAGACUGAGAAGUUGUCAAGUCAAACGAUCAGGAGUACGUCUCUAAGGAAUUGUAAUGAUGAAGAGAAAAGUCUAUUUGAGUGAAGGAGAUUUAGCUGGAGGCGGUGGUGACAGUUUUUAACUCAAUGCCAAGUCCUCGUGAUUGAUGUUGUAACUUGCUACCAAAUUUUCCCCUGCCC
Molecule: messenger RNA, 2531 nt
Organism: Fusarium odoratissimum NRRL 54006
Lineage: Eukaryota; Fungi; Ascomycota; Sordariomycetes; Hypocreales; Nectriaceae
Product: uroporphyrinogen decarboxylase
Exons: 4
Coding region: 303-1325 (340 amino acids)
Biological process (GO): heme biosynthetic process
Cellular component (GO): cytosol
Molecular function (GO): uroporphyrinogen decarboxylase activity
Source: RefSeq, a predicted model, not a curated record